Messenger RNA from Rhododendron vialii, 1279 nucleotides. RefSeq lists its product as uncharacterized. Gene Ontology annotation, molecular function: translation elongation factor activity. Lineage: Eukaryota; Viridiplantae; Streptophyta; Magnoliopsida; Ericales; Ericaceae. Gene Ontology annotation, biological process: peptide biosynthetic process; translational elongation. The transcript has 11 exons. The coding region runs from base 60 to 827 and encodes 255 amino acids. The record is from RefSeq and is a predicted model, not a curated record. Gene Ontology annotation, cellular component: cytoplasm.
AAAAAUCACUCGGAGUUUAGGGAUAGACACAGUGAUUCAAAACCGGGAGAGCCAUAAAAAUGCGAGUCGCGGCGACGAAAAAACUCUCCCGAGCUCUCCACAACUAUCUCGCGCCUUCAUCAUCACAAUCACGAUCACUAACUACUUCUUCUUCUUCUUCUUCUUCUCCGACGAUAGCUAGAAGAACCCUCACCACUCCUCGCCAAUCGCAGCCGUUGAUCCAAUCCCUCCUCGCCUCUCCAUGGUCCGCCACGCAGCUCCGCGGCGCCAAAUACCGCGGCUCCGAUGUGAAACCGGGAAACGUCAUUGAAAGAAAAGGCAAAAUUUAUCAGGUCGUAAAAGCACAGCAUACAGUGCAAGGAAGAGGGGGUGCGUGCAUACAGGUGGAGCUUCGUGAUGUUGACAGUGGGAACAAAGUAAAUGAAAGGCUUCGUACAGAUGAGGCUGUUGAAAAAGUAUUUGUUGAAGAAAAGCCCUAUGUAUACUUGUAUACUGAGGACGACUUUGUAGUGCUAACAGAUCCAAAAACGUAUGAUCAAUUGGAUGUGCCCAAGGACUUGUUCGGUGAAGCUGCUGUUUAUCUGAAAGAUGACAUGACAGUUACGGUGCAGCUUUAUGAUGGGAAACCAAUGUCUGCAUCGGUCCCACAACGGGUGACAUGCGAAGUUGUGGAAGCACAAGUUCCUAUGAAGGGGAUUGCAGCUACUCCUCACUAUAAAAAAGUUUUACUGGACAAUGGGCUCUCUGUGCAGGUACCCGCACAUGUCUUAGCUGGUGAUCAGGUUGUGAUCAAUACUUUGGACAACUCUUACAUUACCAGGGUCUAGGAGUAAUGGUACUAUCCCCUUUCAGAUUAAGGGACGUGUUGCGCUCUUGAUAACCAUCAUUGUCCCGUGUUUGGUUAUGGCAGACCAGGAAGAUCGGUUAGCAUAAAUUGGAUGACCUAUUUACUGGGGCAGCAUUAAUUUCAUAAAAUGAUGGGUUUUACUGGUUUUAGUAUCAGAAUGGACUUAAUCCGCGGUUUGAAUCUCAUUUUUCGAGUGAGCUAGUUGCUCAAGUUAUUAUUAUUAUUAUUAUUAUUAUUAUUAUUAUUAUUAUUUUACGAUUCAAUGAUCAUGGGAUUUUAUCCCCUACCAUUUUUGUUGACUAAUAAAUCCCUAUGUAAGAUAUUACGUGAGUUUAUCCUUGUUUGCCUUUUAACGGUAAUGAACCUCAUGUAUCCUGUAUUGCUCGAGAUAUCCUUUCUUGAGUUCUUGAAAUUCAAGUACAUGUUUUAGUA